Ustilaginoidea virens is the source of this 354-nucleotide messenger RNA. RefSeq lists its product as uncharacterized. Bases 1 to 354 code for a protein of 117 amino acids. Gene Ontology annotation, cellular component: vacuolar proton-transporting V-type ATPase complex. The record is from RefSeq and is a predicted model, not a curated record. Gene Ontology annotation, molecular function: proton-transporting ATPase activity, rotational mechanism. The transcript is spliced from 6 exons. Lineage: Eukaryota; Fungi; Ascomycota; Sordariomycetes; Hypocreales; Clavicipitaceae. Gene Ontology annotation, biological process: proton transmembrane transport.
AUGGCGGCCCAAAACUCUGCGGGCAUCCAAACCCUCCUCGAUGCCGAGCGAGAGGCAUCCAAAAUCGUCCAAAAAGCGCGAGAAUUCCGCACGAAGCGCGUUCGAGAAGCUCGCGACGAAGCCAGGAAGGAAAUAGCCGACUACAAGGCCACCAAGGAGGGCGAGUUUAAGAAGUUCGAGGCCGAGCACAGUAAGGGGAACGAGGCGGCCGAGGCGGAGGCCUCCAAGGAGGCCGAUAGGCAGAUCAAGACGAUCAAGGAGGCCGGGGCCAAGGGGCAGGCGGGCGUGGUGAAGAACCUGCUUGGGGCCGUGUUCGAUGUCAAGCCUGUGGCGCCUUUGCGUGAGGGCCACUGA